GCGUCUCGUCUCGUCUGCAACUGCGCCCCCUGUGACCCUUUCCGCUCCAGAUGGAAAACACAUGGGGCUAAUAAUAUAACUUGACGCUCUUCCUGUCUCCAACUCUGCAUCUUGCACAUUCACAAUCCCAUAAACCACAUCUGUCAUAAUGUCUGCUCCAUACGAUCCCAACAACCAAGGCUACUACCCUCCUCAGCAGGGUCAGUAUUACCCUCCUCCCGGCCAGGGCUACCCUCCCCCACAGCCUAUGCAGUACCAGCAGGCCCCUCCACCACAAGAAGAGAAGAGCCACGGCUGUCUAUACACAUGUAUCGCUACACUCUGCUGCUGCUGGCUCUGCGGCGAGACCUGCGAGUGUUGUCUUGAGUGCUUCGACUGCUGCUGUUAAACCCAAUAACAUAGCUUAAUUCACGGAUUCUAGCGUUGCAUUUGUUCGAAGCUCGGGGAAAAAGAAACGCAUUCUCUUUUUUUUUCUUUUGUCAAACUUUUUUAUCUAGCUACCAUUAUCAUACGACAGAUGAAAGUCUUGUCAGCUACCAAAUACCACCACAUGCAAUGAUAA
Messenger RNA from Fusarium oxysporum Fo47, 562 nucleotides. RefSeq lists its product as uncharacterized. The transcript has 4 exons. NCBI's taxonomy places the organism in Eukaryota, Fungi, Ascomycota, Sordariomycetes, Hypocreales, Nectriaceae. The coding region runs from base 149 to 388 and encodes 79 amino acids. The record is from RefSeq and is a predicted model, not a curated record.